AUGAUAUUUGUUGGUAUCAAUUAUCAAUGCGUUAUGUAUAGAUGCAUACCACUAGCUAUCGAACAUGAUUCAAUACUGAAAUCACUUAAAUAUAAUAACUACAAUAACAACAAUAACGACAACAACUACAAUAAUUACGAUAAUUACGAUAAAUCCAAAAAAUACAGUGAAUACAAUGAAUACAGAAAAUACAAUAAAUACACCCUUCUUGCUGUCUCUGUUUACGGGAGCCCAUUGGACUUGGUCAAGAGGGAUGCCAUGGCCAAUGCUGAUGCCAAUGCUGAUGCCAAUGCUGAUGCCGAAGCAUGUCUCCUUGGUCUUUGCAAUGUCGUUGGGGGUGUCACCAACACUGUUGGCAAUCUUGUUGACGGAGUUCUUGGUGUGGUUGACAACUUGGUGUACACUUUAUUUGGAUGUGGUGGUAACUUUGUGAGUUGUUCCACCGGAACCUGUCCAGUGCAACUCAGCUCCAUCUUGAGCAUUUUGAAAUUGAAUCUUGACUUCAAAGCCAUCUUGGGCUACAGUCCUCCAGCUGGAUACAUACCUGCCACAGGCCUUAUCAGAGACUGCUGGGGAUACGUCUACAACCAAAACACGUUCAACAUCAUCAAGGCCACGCCAGUAUUCGGAUUCACCAUCACCAACAACAUCAAAGUUCCUAUUGCUACUACCCGCUACAAAAGUGGCACCAAGACCAUCACUGAAUAUGUUCCAUGCACACAGUGUGCCCAAGCUACUCACACCACAUUAGCUCUUGAUUAUGCCGGUGAGUUCUGGGGCGAAGGAUGCAGCCAGGUGGGCGACAAGUUGGCUGAAGUUGUCAGCAAGCCAGUGAAAAACAUCCAGAAAUGGGGUGUUGUGUUUGACCAGGACAACAAGCAAAUUCCAAUCUACGGGUUCACCAAGAUCGGCAAGAGACCUGUUCCAUUAGUCACCAAGAUUGUGAACAGAUCCACCUACACAGUUCCAUGCACACCAUGUCUUCGUGCCACCUCGACCUCGUUGUCGUCGCAGUACACGUCGUACACCACCACCGGGGCCACAUAUGCUCCAUGCGUUGAAAUUCCUACUCCUCACUGUUCUGCUAUCAAUUAA
Messenger RNA from Ascoidea rubescens DSM 1968, 1095 nucleotides. RefSeq lists its product as uncharacterized. NCBI's taxonomy places the organism in Eukaryota, Fungi, Ascomycota, Saccharomycetes, Ascoideales, Ascoideaceae. Bases 1 to 1095 code for a protein of 364 amino acids. The transcript is spliced from 3 exons. The record is from RefSeq and is a predicted model, not a curated record.